Messenger RNA from Cricetulus griseus (Chinese hamster), 3492 nucleotides. NCBI's taxonomy places the organism in Eukaryota, Metazoa, Chordata, Mammalia, Rodentia, Cricetidae. The record is from RefSeq and is a predicted model, not a curated record.
ACGAGCUGUGGGCGGUACCUGUGACGCGCCUGUGGCGCCGCCCUUUGUGCCGUGGCGGGGGCACCGCGUUCGCGGCCUCGGAGUGGGAGGGGCGGUCCAGCCCGGCCGCCAGCUUCGCCGCCAUGGACCUAGGACCCUUAAAUAUCUGUGAGGAAAUGACUAUACUGCAUGGGGGCUUUUUGAUGGCUGAGCAGCUGUUCCACCCCAAAGCCCUGGAACAGUUGACAAAGUCUGACUGGGAACAUGUGGGGCGGCCUAUUGUGGACGCCUUGAAGGAGAUCUCCUCAGCCACAGCACAUUCCCAGCCAUUUGCCUGGAAGAAGAAAGCACUGAUCAUCAUCUGGGCGAAGGUUCUUCAGCCCUCUCCUGUCAGCCCUUCUGAUACUGAUACUCGGUGGCAGGAAGAUGUGUUCUUCUCCGUGGGCAACAUGAUCCCUACCAUCAACCACACAGUCCUUUUUGAGCUGCUUAAGUCUCUGGAAGCUUCUGGACUCUUCAUUCAGCUCCUAAUGGCCCUUCCUACCACCAUCUGCCGCUCAGAGUUACAGAACUUUCUGGAACACAUGACCAUUGACACUUCUUCCAAGGAUGUAUCCUUCUUCCUGGAUGUCUGGUGGGAAAUGAUAAAGCACAAGGGUGACCAGCAGGACCCCUUGCUUUCCCAAUUCAGGACAAUGGCCCAUAAAUACUUGCCAUCUUCAGAUGAGUUUUCCCAUCCUCCAAAGAGGUUUAAGUCUGACCCAGAUGUGGGUCCUACCAUGCCACUGUUGGCCAUGCUGCUUAAUGGGCUGAAGCAAAUCCAAAAGAGAAUCCUGUGCCGCGGGAUGAAGUGUUGUGCAUUAGCUAACUUGGCUGACAUGCUGAGUGUGUUUGCACUGAUGGAGGAUGACCCCCAGGAGGUAUCUGCCACCAUGUACCUAGACAAACUAGCCACAGUGAUCUCUGUAUGGAAUUCGGACACCCGGAACCCAUACCAUCAACAGGCCCUGGCUGAAAAAGUAAAGGAGGCAGAGCGGGAUGUGAGCCUCACCUCACUAGCCAAACUCCCCAGUGAGACUGUUUUCAUGGGGUUUGAGCUUAUGCACAACCUGCUGCAGGAGUGGGGUGCAGAACUGCAGGACAUGCUAAACAGCAGUCAGGGGACAAAUUAUGACACCUACCGGCUGUGUGACAGUCUGACUUCCUUCAGCCAGAACUUGAAGCUCUACCUGGAAACUGCCAGCAUGUCCAAGGAGGAGAGGCAGGUGGUCUGUGAACUGGCUGAGUGUGUUAGGGACUUCCUAAGAAAAACCAGCAGAGUGCUUAAUGACAGGGGCCUUGAGGACAUCACUGCCUCCAUUGCCAUGGCCAUCAUUGAGCAGAAGAUGGACCGGUAUAUGGAAAUGUGCUACAUUUUUGCUUCUGAGAAGAAGUGGGCCUUUUCAGAUGAGUGGGUUGCCUGCCUUGUUAACAACAGGUCUCUCUUCAGAGAACCAGACUUGAUCUUGAGUUUGCUGGAAACGGUGAUGGAAGUCAUCAACUCUAACAGGGCUAUCCCCCAGCCUCAUAUCAAGCAGGUGAUCUGCUUGACCUUGGAAUGCUAUGCAGACCUCUCCCUACCAGACAAAAAUAAAGUCCUUUCUGGAGUCCUGCAUUGUUGGGGGCCAAAGGGCCUCUCGGACAGGUUGUCUGUUUACUUGGAGGGUUUUCAGGAAGACCUCAACACAACGUUUAACCAGCUUGCACAGAGCACCUCUGAACAGGGUCUGGCUAAAGCAGUGACCUCUGUGGCCCGCCUGGUGAUCCUGUACCCAGAAGUUGUGGUGAAGAAGAUGUGCAGCAUAGCUGUGACCAAUCUUGGCACUCACAGGUUCCUGGCUCAGAUUCUUACUGCCUUCCCUGCCCUGAAGUUCACAGAAACACAAGGGCCAAAGCCAUAUACCAGUUUCAUGGUGUCCUGCCUCAAAGAAACUGUCUGGACAAAGUUCUCUACACCCAAAGAAGAGAAGCAGUUUCUGGAGCUGGUGAGCUGCCUAAUGAACCCCGUGAAACCACAGGGGAUUCCAGUUGCUGCUCUUUUGGAGCCUGAUGAGGUACUGAAGGAGUUUGUCUUGCCAUUCUUGAUGCUAGACAUGGAGGAGGUGGGCCUGAGUCUGAAGCUCUUCCUCCAGACCCUUGAAGCCAAUGCGGGCUUGGAGGAGUAUUGGCUGCAAACCUGCUCCCCAUUCCCGCUGCUCUUCAGCUUGUGCCGGCUCCUGGACAGCUUCAGCAAGUUCUGGCAGCUCCCCCGGGAGAAGCGCUGUCUCACUCUGGACAGCAAGGAUCUUGUGACCCACAUCCUGGAGCUCCUCUGUGAGAUCGUGCUGGCUAAUGCAGAGACCUUCUCCCCAGACACCUGGGCCAAGUCCCUGUCCUGGCUCCACCGCAAGUUAGACCAGCUAGACUGGACUGUGGGCCUGAGACUGAAGAACUUCUUUGAAGGACACUUCAAGUGUGAGGUGCCGGCUACCCUUUUUGAGAUAUGUAAGCUCUCUGAGGCCCAGUGGACCUCACAGGCCCAUGAAGGGUAUGGGCCUGGCACAGGGCUUCUCGCCUGGAUGGAGUGCUGCUCCAUUUCCCGCAGUGUCUCUGAAGAGAUGCUUUCCCUCUUGGUGGUGGAUGUGGGCAAUCCUGAGGAAGUCAGAUUGUUUAGCAAGGGCUUUCUGGUGGCCCUGGUACAAGUCAUGCCUUGGUGUAGUCCUCAGGAAUGGCAGUACCUUCAACAGCUGACCAGGAAGCUGUUGGAGAAACAGCUCCUUCAUGUCCCUUAUAGCCUAGAGUAUAUUCAGUUUGUUCCCUUGCUCAACCUGAGGCCCUUUGCCCAGGAGCUCCAACUCUCUGUUCUUUCCUUGAGAGCUUUCCAGUUUCUCUGCAGCCAGAGCUGUUGUAACUGGCUUCCUAUGGAUGGUUGGAGCCAUGUGGUCAAACUCCUCUGUAGCAGUUUGACCAGUAUCCUGGAUGCAGUCAGGUUGAUACAGUCGGUGGGCCCCUGGGCCCAGGGACAAGAAGGAAACCUGACUCAGGAAACCUUGUUUGUGUAUACCCAGAUGUUCUGUCAUGUUCUGCAUAUCAUGGCCAUGCUCCCCCAGGAGGUCUGCGAGCCCCUGUAUGUGCUGGCCUUGGAAAUCCUUACCUACUAUGAAACCCUAAUCAAGACCAACCCUUCUGUCAGCUCCUUGCUCCAGAAGGUUGAUGAGCAGCGCUUUCUAAAGUCUAUUGCUAAGAAUCUUAGCCCUGAGGAGAGGCGCCAAACCCUGCUACAGAAGAUCAACAACUUCUGACGUGUGGAGGACUGGAAAAAAGCUAUCCCUCCAACAUGGUGUUUGUUCUUCAGAGCCUAGAGCUGAGAACAAACCCUACAGUUAUGGGAGAUUGUAUACAUGACGAAAGGAGUACAUUACAAGAGCACUGUAAAGAAAAUAGUUUCUUAGGUAUUUGUCACAUACUACUACAAUAAAACUCUUUUGGGUUUCA